AUGUCUCUCCUACUGGCUCCCGAUCAAGGCACCGAAACAGCAAGCAAGCGUUACCAACGCUUUGAGUCUUGUAUAUACGUCGCAUCGCAAUCUUGCAGUACGAAAUGGACUUGGGAUCAAUUCGUGAUGUGUUUCCCAACAUGGGUGAAAGAAGAGGCAAGUGUUGCGGGAGAAAUUCGAAUGCAGAUAUCGAAGUUCAUGAAAGAUACCUUAGUGAAAGAGAGCAGUGAACUACUACGGCUCUAUGAGGCCCGUGCAGCGAUAGACGCCUUAGACGAGGCCAUUGUUGAAGCUAAGAAGAGACAAGUCGAGGAAGAUAAUGGAAACCACAAGGACGAAUGGAAACCAGACAUAGAUCCUCGCACUGCUCUGGAAGAGCAGAAUCGCAAGUAUAUUGCAAGAAUCCAACGUAACAGAGCGGAAUACAGAGCAAUUGACCAAGAAAUCAAGUCCCGCUUGAAUACAGUGGAACAGGUCUACAAAAUCAUUAACAGUAUGGACAAUGAAGAACUGCAACAAUGGAUGUUAGCUGCAGAUGAAGCCGGGACUACUACUGCUGACUAG
Molecule: messenger RNA, 564 nt
Organism: Rhizoctonia solani
Lineage: Eukaryota; Fungi; Basidiomycota; Agaricomycetes; Cantharellales; Ceratobasidiaceae
Exons: 5
Coding region: 1-564 (187 amino acids)
Cellular component (GO): MIS12/MIND type complex
Source: RefSeq, a predicted model, not a curated record